This is a messenger RNA of Syzygium oleosum, 1811 nucleotides long. RefSeq names its product cytochrome P450 78A5-like. NCBI's taxonomy places the organism in Eukaryota, Viridiplantae, Streptophyta, Magnoliopsida, Myrtales, Myrtaceae. Gene Ontology annotation, molecular function: iron ion binding; oxidoreductase activity, acting on paired donors, with incorporation or reduction of molecular oxygen; monooxygenase activity. The coding region runs from base 81 to 1706 and encodes 541 amino acids. The transcript has 2 exons. The record is from RefSeq and is a predicted model, not a curated record.
CCCUCUCCUCCUCCUCCCUCUUCCUCUCCCUCCUCUUCCCCACCAUCUUUGCAGUCUCCUCGCUUCCCCCGAGGCCCACCAUGGCCAUGUCAACCGACGAGCUCUUCACCGUCUUAGCACCUGAGGCCGGCCCUUCGCACGCCGUCCUCAGCCUCCAGCUCUCCAUCUGCUUCGUCCUCUUCGCCGCCAUUUUCGCAUUCUGGCUAUCGCCCGGAGGCCUCGCGUGGGCUCUCUCGAAGGUCCGCCCCACCAAGAGCAACGGCGCAGCAGCUGCCGUGUCCGUGCCGGGCCCAUCCGGCAUCCCCGUCCUCGGCCUCGUUUUCGCCUUCACCGGGUCCCUCACUCACCGGGUCCUCGACAAGCUUUCGAGGAGCUUGGGGGCCAAGAGGCUGAUGGCGUUCUCGGUGGGGUUCACCCGCUUCAUCAUCUCGAGCGAACCCGAGACCGCCAAAGAGAUGUUGAACAGCUCGGCCUUCGCCGACCGCCCCGUGAAGGAGUCGGCGUACGAGCUCCUGUUCCACCGGGCGAUGGGGUUCGCCCCGUACGGCGAGUACUGGCGCAACCUGAGGAGGAUAUCGGCGACCCACCUGUUCAGCCCCAGGAGGGUCGCCGCUUUCGGUAAGUUCCGAGCCCAGAUAGGGCUUCAAAUGGUGGAGGAGAUCAAGGGCCUGAUGGAGGAGCGCGGCGAGGUCGGGGUGAAGAACGUGUUGCACUUCGGUUCGCUCAACAAUGUGAUGAUGAGCGUGUUCGGGAAGUCCUACGACUUCGGCGCUCGCAAUGGCGGCCGUGGAAGCGACGGGGUUGAGCUCGAGUGCCUGGUGAGCGAAGGGUACGACCUGCUCGGCGUGUUCAACUGGGGCGAUCACUUCCCUCUCCUGCGCUCCCUGGAUUUGCAGGGCGUGAGGAGGAGGUGCCGCAAGCUUUGCGAGAAAGUGAACGUCUUCGUUGGUGGGAUCAUCGAGGAUCACAGGAUGAAGAGGAGGCUGAAAGGCGAGAGGAACGAGGAGGACGAGAGCUCUGGAGCUUUCGUCGACGUCUUGCUUGACUUAGAGAAGGAGAACCGUCUCAGCGACUCCGACAUGAUUGCUGUUCUUUGGGAAAUGAUCUUCAGAGGCACUGACACAGUGGUCAUCCUCCUGGAGUGGAUUCUCGCCAGAAUGGUCCUCCACCCAGACAUCCAAGCCAAAGCUCAGUCCGAGAUCGAUGCCGCCCUCGGCUCGGCCCGGUCCGUUGAGGACUCCGACCUCCCGAAACUCCCGUACCUCCGGGCCAUCGUCAAGGAAACCCUUAGGAUGCACCCGCCGGGCCCGCUCCUGUCCUGGGCCAGGCUCGCCAUCCAUGACACCCACGUCGGCGGACACUUCAUCCCGGCCGGGACCACGGCCAUGGUGAACAUGUGGGCCAUAACCCAUGAUGAGGCGGUGUGGGCCGACCCGGAAGAGUUCAAGCCGGAGAGGUUUAUGGAGGAGGAGGUACCGAUCAUGGGCUCAGACCUGAGGCUUGCUCUGUUCGGUUCCGGGAGGAGGGUCUGCCCCGGCAAGGCCAUGGGGCUGGCCACGGUGGAGCUCUGGCUUGCCCAGCUGCUGCAGAACUACAAAUGGGUCGGUUCGGAUCGCGGGGUGGAGCUGUCCGAGUGCCUGAAGCUUUCGAUGGAGAUGAAACAGUCCUUGGUCUGUAAGGCCAUUCCUAGGGUGCGGGUUGCUUGAGCCGUGUUGGUUGUGAGUGAUGGAUUGGCAGGUGGAUCUCCUUCAUGAUUUUGCACACUCUCUAUGAGGAGGUCAAUAAAAGAUUAGCCUAGCUUAGUUUAUGUU